This is a messenger RNA of Venturia canescens, 1652 nucleotides long. RefSeq names its product low affinity immunoglobulin epsilon Fc receptor-like. The transcript is spliced from 6 exons. Lineage: Eukaryota; Metazoa; Arthropoda; Insecta; Hymenoptera; Ichneumonidae. The record is from RefSeq and is a predicted model, not a curated record. The coding region runs from base 1 to 993 and encodes 330 amino acids.
AUGGGUUCAUACGUCGUGUGGAGUGCUUUGCCCUUCAUUCUCGUCAAAUAUGCUUGGGUAUCCAUCAGAGAAAGUUGUGAAUCAAGGAAGCACGAAGAGCUUGGCAGAGAAGGACCUGACGCAGCUGACGAAUGGUGGACAUUACCACGACAUCGUGGCAGGAUCGCAAGAAAUAAGGAAUCUCGAGUAAAGAAGAAGCAUAAAAAAGGCAUCUCCGAUAGCGACGCGGUUCAGACAUUGCUGGCGAGAUAUCUCCAACGCCGUCUUCAAAGUAGUUCACAAAUAUCGACUCCCCCACCUCCCUCGGUUAUCUUCAGUUUGGCGCAACAAAAUCAACGUUCUAAGAGCCGCCAGGCAGCUCAAACUAAUAAUAUAUCACCGUUGCAUUCACUGGAGGAAGAAGACACCGAUGAUAGGCAGAGAAACGAAAGACGCGAACGCAGGUACGAAUACGACGACUACGAGGAUGAUCUCGAGGGUUUUGAAGACAGCGACAAAAGCAGAACGCGGAUCAAUCUCCUUGCCGAUGACUGCCCGAACUGCGUCGAAGAACAUACGGGAAACCUCACACCAGCAAGAUGGACCAUGCCCUUGCUGAAACUCGGAGAAAAAAGAUAUUAUCUUGGAAUAUUCUUUAAGGCAAACUGGUACAGAGCAUCACAAUACUGCCGGUACCACGGGAUGCAUCUAGCGAGUAUCUCGUCGCAGGAAGAAAACGACAGAUUAGAGAAGCACAUAAAAGACUUUGGGCUGGGUCAUGAGCAUUUCUGGAUUUCCGGUACCGACCAGGCAGAGGAAGGCACCUUUUUCUGGAUGGCUAAUGGCAGGCCCAUCACAUUUGAGAACUGGAACGUAGGAGAACCAAAUAAUUUCCAAUACGAGAACGGCGAGGAAGAAGACUGUCUAGAGCUGUGGAACAGAGAUGGAAAGGGUCUGAAAUGGAACGACAGUCCUUGCAGUUUCGAGACUUUCUUCGUGUGUGAAGUGCAGUGAUGUUUUCAUAUUGAAUAUUGAACGAAGUCCCUCGGAAGUUGAAUAAAAAAGUUUUUUCCGAAACCCACUGACAUUAAUAGAAAUAAUAAUGAAAAACUGAAGGCGUUGAGCAAGAAAUUCGCUUCUUGUUCGGGUUGACGAGGAAAACGUUUACGCAAUUCUCGACCAAUCAUUUCACCGUUGCGUUCAAUGAACCAAGACUUCAAUCAACGAAUGAGGAUGAAUAUUUGUAAAACGUUUGCAAACAUUUCGUCGCUCCGGGACGAGAAUUUUCGCUGCUUUUACUUCUCAUCUCCGUUGUUUAUUUAUCGGGAAAGCAAACACUGCGUUCAAUCGCUAUAAUAGCGUUACACGCGAAUAAAAAACCAGUUCUUAGAAGUUAUUUUUCGUCCCUUUUAAUUAUAACGUUCAUCAUAAAAAGCCACCUUGUUGUUACCGUUCUUUUGUAAUGGAACUUGUGAAAAAAAUCUCGUUACGAAGGAUCGACUUUGCAUAUGACAGUUUUCGUGCUCUCAUCAAGCUCACUGUUUCAUUCACAACAGAAAAAAGCUUUUAGCUUGCACACCGUAUUCGAGUUUUAUAUAAACCGAUGUCCGGCUAUCUCUGUGAACAAAAAACUCGAUUACCUGUAUCGAUGUUUCAAUAAACCUUUGACCGCA